GCUGUGCACGAGAGUAUUAUGGGCUGUAUGGAAUUCUGAAGCUAGAGCAGGCGGGCCGGACUCGCGCACACGGCUAGCUACGCUGCAAGCUAACGGUAGACGAAGGUAAACAUGGAGCUGUCGGCUGUCGGAGAGAGGGUGUUCGCGGCCGAGUCGAUCAUCAAGAGACGAAUACGACGGGGUCGAAUGGAAUAUCUCGUGAAAUGGAAGGGCUGGUCACCAAAGUACAGUACUUGGGAACCCGAGGAAAAUAUCCUAGACUCCCGCCUAUUCGUUGCAUUUGAAGAGAGGGAGCGUGAGAGAGAGAUAUUUGGACCCAAGAAAAGAGGACCUAAGCUCAAGACUUUUCUUCUAAAGGCCCAAGCUAAAGAAAAGGAGAAGUCUUACGAAUUUAGGAAUGAGUCAUCCAGUGGCAUUGCAUAUCCCAGUCCAGAGCCUGUUAUAGCCCCUAGAGCGAGAGAAGGACUACGUGCUGUGGUUCCCACAAUUUUCCCUCCCAGCACAGUCAACAGAGGGGAGAGCAUAAGGAUUCCACCUCCAGAACCAAGGGAGCAUCGUUUUCCACACUCACCCAGACCCAGCACUGAUGCUUUUACCCUCUCCCCAAAAAAGAGAGGACGGAAACCCAAAUUACGCUUCACAGAUGGCUAUACAAGCUCCUUACAUCCAGAGCAUUCAAAAAGAGCAGCAGACGAAACCAUGGCAAGCAUUCCUUCCAAAAUGGCAAAGUUAGGUUUGGGAGAAGAGGAAGAGAGAUGCUCAGAAAUAAGUGGGAGAAUUAAGAUAUCUCACAAGCACAUGGAUGCUACCUUUUCACACAAACAAAACAGAGUUGCUCUGAGCAGAAGUACCCAGCACAUUUCUCCAGAGUGGAGUUUGCAUUCCAAUAGAGUUAGUGCAGACUUACAAGGCCACAGGACUAACCCACAGACACACCACUUUCACCAUAAACACCUGAAGCACCAUUCAAAACGAAGAAAAUUUGAACAUGGUGAUUCCACCAGCAAACAGCCUUCACUAAUUGCCAAAAUUCCAGUUUCACGCAUAUUUGGAGAGCCAGAGGAGGGAGAUGCUUGGAGACCCUCCUUCUGCAAUGUGGAGAAAGUUAUAGUUACUGAUGUGACAACAAACUUCCUGACUGUAACAAUCAAAGAGAGUAGCACAGAUAAAGGCUUCUUUAAAGACAAAAGAUGAUUAUUUACUACAGCCAGUAUGCUCCUUUCAUAUCUUUAGAAGUCCUUUAUUAUCGAAAAUGUUCUGUGUAUUGUAUACAAAAAAAAAUAUUACUUUCUUUUCUGUCACUGAAAUUUGUAUUUAUUGUGAAAUUGCUGCUUUAAGAAAUUUGCAUGCGUAUACUAGACACGAUAAACAAACCCAGAACUGCGUUCAAAUACAUAAACGAGUUCUCAGAUAAUUUGUUGUAAGUAUUAAUUACAAAUUGUUAACUUAUAAAUAUAUAAAAGUAUAAUUUUUCUCCCAGACGAAUAUUAAAACAUGUAUGUACAGACUUAAGAUUUUACAUUUUGCACACUAACCGGCAUAUUUUUACAUCAUUACCAAUUCAGUUAUUGUAAUUUACGUUGAUUUUAUUUUGUCAUUUAAUAUUGCCAGCUGUACAAUAUAGAAUACACAUUUUUCAAGGUACAGCGGCAUUAACAAUUUACACGUAAAAGUGCAAAAUUAAAAUCAAAUUUCAUCUCAAAAUCAAAAGUAAAAAAUAAUUAGCACGUUUCUUUUGUUUCUCUUCAGUUAAAAUUCGUGUUUAUAAAUAUGUAGCCUGAUGUUCAAUUGUAUAUACUUAAGACUUCUAAUUAUUUUGUUGGGUGAUUGUAAUUGUGAUUAUCGAUGAACUGUGCAAAUAAAAGUUAUUUAAUAUGACAUUAAAUAUAAAGCGCACAUCCAGUCCUACAAAAUAACAAUUUUACAAUAUAUGUAUAUUUGUGUGUGUAUUAGUCCUGUAAUAAAAAACACGUAAACCGUAA
This is a messenger RNA of Carassius gibelio (silver crucian carp), 1982 nucleotides long. RefSeq names its product chromobox homolog 8b (gene cbx8b). The record is from RefSeq and is a predicted model, not a curated record. The transcript is spliced from 5 exons. Lineage: Eukaryota; Metazoa; Chordata; Actinopteri; Cypriniformes; Cyprinidae. The coding region runs from base 112 to 1194 and encodes 360 amino acids.